AACAGGGGCGGUCGCUCCGCGCUGCCCGUGCGGCGCGCUGCCUCAGCCGCUCUUCAGCGACGCUCCCUGGCUGCGGGGAGCUGCGGGGCCGGGGCCUGGUAUGGCGGCGCUGCGGCCCCGCGACUGAGCGCUGCGGCCGGCGGGGCCCGUGGCGGGGCAAGGCUGUGGCCAGCGAGGUGCUGCUGCGGGUGACGAAGCCUUCCCGGAUCCUUCCCAUCAGUUCCUGCUCUUGUUGCUGAGGGAUUUUGCUGGUGAUUUCCUCAGGAACGGGACAGUUCCUCACAUCCUUGCUGUAGGGCUUAGCUGUUGGACAGCAUGGGCAUCGUGCUGUCUGGCUGAUGGCUCUGCUGCCCUAUCUGAUCACACUGGAUGUUCUGUGGUGUUCUGUGUGCUCUGUCUUGGGAGGAAGAGCAGGACACCAGCACCCAGCUGUAGCGAGCAGCCUGGUGGAGAAGGAAGGCAGGAUGUUCCAGUCCGUGAUGCCUCUGAGAUUCUCCGUGUCUGACAACAUCACCCAUUCAACUGCCUUGGUGACAGCACUGGAUAAUGUGACAAGCUUGUCCCCAACCACAACGCAGGCAAUCAACGACACCAACAUCACUGUGCCGCACAAGUGCCUGUUGUUGCUCUAUGAGGACAUCGGGAAGUCCAGAGUCCGCUACUGGGAUCUGCUGCUCCUGGUGCCCAAUGUGCUUUUCUUUAUGUUCCUUCUCUGGAAGCUGCCCUCUGCCAGGGCCAAAAUCCGGGUCACUUCCAGCCCAAUCUUCACUACAUUCUACAUACUAGUAUUUGUGGUGGCUCUAGUUGGCAUUGCCCGUGCUGUUGUCUCCAUGACUGUGAGUGCCUCUGAUGCUGCCACAGUUGCUGAUAAGAUCCUGUGGGAGAUCACAAGGUUCUUCCUUCUGGCGAUUGAACUGAGUGUGGUGAUUCUAGGUCUUGCCUUUGGUCACCUGGAGAGCAAGUCGAGUGUGAAACGUGUUCUGGCAAUCACUACAGUGCUGUCCCUGGCUUAUUCUGUCACCCAGGGCACCCUGGAAAUCCUGUACCCUGAUGCCCACCUCUCAGCAGAGGACUUCAACAUCUAUGGCCACGGAGGGAGACACUUCUGGCUUGCCAGCUCCUGUUUCUUCUUUCUGGUCUAUUCCUUGGUGGUGAUUCUUCCAAAGACUCCUCUGAAAGACCGGAUUUCCUUGCCCUCCAGGAAGAGCUUUUAUGUCUAUGCUGGAAUCCUGGCGCUGCUGAACCUGGUGCAGGGCCUGGGCAGUGCCCUCCUCUGUGUGGAUAUCAUAGAAGGACUGUGCUGUGUUGAUGCUACCACGUUCCUUUACUUCAGCUUCUUUGCACCUCUCAUCUACGUGGCAUUCCUGAAAGGCUUCUUUGGGUCUGAACCGAAGAUCCUCUUCUCCUACAAGUGUCAGGUGGAUGAACCUGAGGACGUGGACGUGCACCUUCCCCACCCUUACGCUGUUGCCAAGAAGGAAGGGCUGGAUUCUGGCUUCUACUCGAGCACUCAGAUCGACACCGCAGCCUACAUGGAUGACAUGGCCUCGCUGCCCUACCACGUGGGCAGCGUCAACAGCAUAGACAGUGACCGCUGGAAAGCCAUCAACGCCUGAGCAGGGCCGCCUCGUCCCUCUCCUUCCUGACCCCCUCAUACCACAGCUGUUAGGAUGUCCAUUGGAAACCUGUCCUUGGCUAUCUGCCAUGGCUUUCCUCUCUUCCUUAGGAUUUCCAAAACCUAUUGUGGAACUAAGCUGGCAGCCCAAAUCCUGCUGGAAAGAACAUUGACUGUCGCUACUUGAGAACAAUGUAGAACAGUUGUGUUCAUAAACCUAUAAACACUGAACCUUCCUGAUCCUCCGUGUUCCAGAUGUGAAUGUGACUCAGAAGACAAGGCCUGACUGGCACCUAUUCCUUUUCAAUGACUGAAAGCACGUGUCUGGGGAAUGGUGUUUUAGGGAUGAGGGUGUUGAUUUCACUGCUGUAUUGUACAUAUGUAGAAAGAGUUUGGUGCUUGGAACCAAAGAUGGUCUUCCUGGGCUGUUUCAAGCAACGUGGUUGCCUGGGUCUGGUUAUGAUGCUACGGUGGGGAUAGUGUCUGAGGAGGGAAGCUGCUCAGCUGGGCUCACCUCUGCUUUCAGCCAGUACUGAUGGAAAUCAUGAACUGCAGUUGCUAGGGGUUAAAAGGAGUGUUCUGAGUGGCAAGAAGAGAGGUAUGAGGAGGAUGGAGCUGUUCUUUGUGCCCUGGGAGCGUUCUGUGGGGCUGGUAACUGGCGGCAUGGUGUGAAGUGGUUGAGCAGUAGAGAGGCAGAAGGACAGACGGCUGCUGUCUAGCUGAGCUGAAUGAGCUGUGAACUGGUCUGUGGAGGCUGCAGUAGUGUGCAGCUGAGCUCACAGGAAAACCUGAGAAACAACACUGAAUCAGGGCCGAGUUUCAAGACUAAAACCUGUGAGGUCGGUGCAUUUCCCAUCUGUGCCCUGCUUCAGGGCUCUGGCAGCGCCCUGCAGAGUGCUGUGGAGGAGGAAGCUGACUCUGCAGAUGAAGGCUCCAGAGAUGUUUAGGUGCUUGAGGCAGAGCAGAGCCCAUGAUGAGUCCAAGCUGUCGGUGUUAGUGACUGGAAACUCGAACACCAUAGAUGUGCUAAGCUGGGAGGCAAGUGGGAGAUGAUGUUUCUCCUUCUCUUGUGUUGCAGUUCAGAUCCCCAGACUUCUGCUUGUCCGAUAGGUUGUAUGGCUUGAUAUGUUGAAAAUACUUAUGUGCAUGUGGAGUGUGGUUCAUUUAAA
This is a messenger RNA of Strigops habroptila (Kakapo), 2784 nucleotides long. It is a transcript of the gene TPRA1, whose product is annotated as transmembrane protein adipocyte associated 1. Gene Ontology annotation, molecular function: G protein-coupled receptor activity. Bases 339 to 1616 code for a protein of 425 amino acids. The transcript is spliced from 12 exons. Gene Ontology annotation, biological process: G protein-coupled receptor signaling pathway. NCBI's taxonomy places the organism in Eukaryota, Metazoa, Chordata, Aves, Psittaciformes, Psittacidae. The record is from RefSeq and is a predicted model, not a curated record. Gene Ontology annotation, cellular component: plasma membrane.